GUAGCGUUUGAUAUGAGAAAGGAUAGUAUAGGGUUGUAAAGGAGAGUGAUGAUUGGGCGGGGCAGAGGAUGCGUGGUCCGGUCUAGCCCAGCCACAUCUAGUCUGCCGCCGACUGCGUAGUUGCGCAGUAUUGCCACUGAGUGUCGUGUGUGCUAGUAGAAGAGGAUAUAAACGGUAUGCCGGUGCACGGGUCAGCCUUACUCUCUUUCUCCGGUCCUUUGUAAAACAUCGUGUUUCCUCCUCGAUUUAGGGUCGUUCACCCUGAACUCUAACGUGCUCGCGUUAUCCUUCGAAAUUCCAUUGUUUUUCUGCUGUGGUUUUCUUUCAUCGCAUUAUCAUUCUAAUUGAAUUUCCAGCAAGUUUUCUGAUACUUCCUUCUACACCGAGAAACUAUUGGUCAAUUACUCUCUCUCUAUCUCUCUCUCUCUCUCUCCUUCUCUCUCUGUGUCUCUCUCUCUAUUCUUCUAUCAACGGAAAUUGAGAGAUGAAGUAAGAAGAUAUUUAACGAAUAAGAAUGGAUAAAAUGGUGUGACCUUAAACGAAUCAAGACGACAAUAUCUAACAAGUUGAGAAAAGAAGAAAUUUCGUUGACAGAAAGCAUAGGAUUAAGUACAAAUGGCUACGCCACCAGACUCACCGGGACCGGAAGAGGCUCUUUUCGACUUCGAGAGUACAAGAACCAGACAACAGACUACAAGGCCGGUUGCCCUUGAAGAGUUGCUUCGACAAACCAAGUUCUCUAGGCAAGAAAUACGCGUGAUGUAUCGUGGCUUUAAACAGGAAUGUCCAGAGGGUGUAGUGCACGAAGAUUUAUUUAAGGACAUCUAUGCAAAAUUUUUCCCCCAUGGCAAUUCUAGUCUUUAUGCUCAUUACGUGUUUAAGGCGUUCGAUGUUAACUGCAAUGGUGCCAUGAAUUUUAGGGAUCUUCUCGUCAUUUUAUCGACUUUGCUACGAGGAAGUAUCUACGAGAAAUUACGAUGGAUCUUCAAGCUUUAUGAUAUAAACGGUGAUGGGUGCAUCACCAGGGGCGAGUUAUGGGAAGUAGUGAUUGCGGUACAUGAGCUUAUGGGUCGACGGCAUCACGCUGAAGAGGAAAGGAAAGCGAGAGAGCAAUUGGAUAGGGUGUUCAAGAAGUUUGAUCUAAACCAGGAUGGUAUAAUAACGAUCGAGGAAUUCAUGGAGAGUUGUCUAAGGGAUGACGUGACUACACGGUCGUUGGCAAAGUUCGACUACGCGUUUUGAUCUCCGGAGAAGGAAGAGCCCCCGGUGAUGACCACGACAACGCCGCCAACGCCGCUCUCUACCACUACGACUACCUUUUCACAAUCCCAAUCGCCUUCACCACCGCCGCCGUCCUACUCUUUGCUGCCACCUAUUCCACCGCCUUUGCCUUCUCAACCACCUCCAGGUUAUACCGUUCAGGAUCAGGAGCUUUAUAUGCUCUUAGCGGCGCACUGGUGGAAUCAACCGGAGGCUCCACUUUUUUGCUAAGGGAUAGGAUAAAAUAUGAUUCCCAAAUUCUACAAUAAAAAAUUCCAAUUUCAAGAAAAAUAAAGAAUAUUUAAAAAAAAAGCAAAAAAAAGACAAAAAUAAAAAAAAUCAAAUUUUUAAAAAUCUUGUAAGUUCAAGAAUUUAAUCAUGCUCGUAGUCAACAGAUGAACGAGCUACAUGUAUUUCUUCUUGCAGAAGAAUUAUUUUAUGUCACGUAAAGUGAGCGUUAAACUAUAAUAUCUAAACUAUAAUGGAAAAAGAAUACUUCCUUUGGGAGACGGGAGAUAAUUUGUCAAUUGUGGAAUCGAGAGUAAAAACUCGAGUCAGAAAUUAUCAUGAGAAAAAGAAAUGUUUCAAUAAAUUAGGAGAG
This is a messenger RNA of Apis florea (little honeybee), 1861 nucleotides long. RefSeq names its product A-type potassium channel modulatory protein KCNIP1. Lineage: Eukaryota; Metazoa; Arthropoda; Insecta; Hymenoptera; Apidae. The record is from RefSeq and is a predicted model, not a curated record. Gene Ontology annotation, molecular function: calcium ion binding.